AUGAAGCAGCUCGUCUCCCAAGAUGCGCCCAAAAAGAUCAAGCACAUCCAGUUCGGUGUGCUCUCCAAACAGGACAUCGUCAACAUGUCAGAGAUCGAGGUCACCACCAGGGAUCUCUACACCAUCGGCGAGGCCGAGCGCAGACCGGUAGCGAACGGCACCCUCGACAGGCGUCUCGGCGUAUCAGAUAAGAGCUCGCUUUGCGAAACCUGCCACCUCAAGAUGGCUGACUGCGUCGGCCACUACGGCUACAUCAAGCUCGUCCUGCCCGUAUUCCACAUCGGCUUCUUCAAGCACACCGUCGCCAUCCUACAGAGCAUCUGCAAAAACUGCGCAACCGUCCUCCUCGAAGAGCCCGACCGCAGAAAGUUCCUCAAACGCUUCCGCCGACCCAACCUGGAAAACCUCGACCGCACACGAACCUUCAAGGCGGUCAACACCAUCGCACGCAAGGUCCUCUACUGCCCAAAGUGCGGCUAUACCAACGGCACCGUCAAGAAGCAGGGCCAGCUCAAGAUCGUCCACGAAAAGUUCAGAGCAAAGAAGACCGCCGCAGAACACGAAGAGUUCAGAGCAUCCUUCGCCACCAACAUCAAGAUGGGCAACGGCGACAUCACCCCCCAUCUCAACAAGGCGCAGGAAGACCUCAACCCGCUCAAGGCGCUCGACCUUUUCAAGCGCAUCUCGGACGAGGAUUGCGAGCUCCUCGGUUUGCGGCCCGAGUUCGGUCGCCCGGAAGAGUACAUCUGGCAGUACAUCUGCGUUCCACCCGUCUGCAUCCGUCCCUCGGUCGCACAGGAUGGCGCCACCAACGAGGACGACGUCACCAUCAAGCUCACAGAGAUCAUCUUCACCAACAGUCUCCUCAAGCUCGGCCUGGUCAAGGGCGGCAAGGGCACCACCACCAGCCAGCUCGUCCAGCAGUGGGAGUUCCUCCAGCUCACCGUCGCCCUCUACAUCAACUCCGAGCUGCCAGGCGUCCCUACACAGCCGGGUCAGAAGCCCAGUCGCGGCUUCUGCCAGCGACUCAAGGGCAAGCAGGGUCGAUUCCGCGGCAACCUGUCCGGCAAGCGUGUCGACUUCUCCGGUCGAACCGUCAUCGGACCCGACCCCAACCUCAAGAUCGACGAGGUCGCCGUUCCCCAGAGGGUCGCCAAAAUCCUCACCUACCCGGAGCGCGUCUUCGAGCACAACAUCGAGCAGCUUCGUCAGGCCGUCCGUAACGGCACCGACGUCCAUCCGGGCGCCAACUACCUCAUGGACGGCAAGACCGGCUUCAAGCGCUUCCUCAAAUUCCCAGGCAUGCGCGAGGAACUCGCACAGAAGCUCCGCGUCGGCGAUGUCGUCGAGCGCCACAUCCGCGACGGCGAUAUCGUUCUCUUCAACCGACAGCCCUCGCUUCACAAGCUCUCAAUCAUGUCGCAUCGCGUCAAGGUCCGACCCUGGCGUACCUUCCGUCUCAACGAAUGCGCCUGCAACCCAUACAACGCCGACUUUGACGGAGACGAGAUGAACAUGCACGUUCCUCAGACCGAAGAAGCCAGGACGGAAGCCACCAUCCUCAUGGGUGUCAAGCACAACCUCGUCACGCCUAGAAACGGUGAACCGAUCGUCGCCGCCAUUCAGGAUUUCAUCACAGCCUCUUACCUCAUCUCCAAGCGCGAUCGCUUCUUCGACCGAGCACAGUUCUCCCAGAUCUGCAGCUACUUUGCCGAUGCGAAUCUGCACAUCGACAUCCCACCACCCGCCAUCAUGAAGCCCGUCCGCCUCUGGACGGGCAAGCAAGUCAUGUCCUGCCUCAUCCGUCCCAACAGCAAGAGCCCGCACAUCGUCAACCUCGAGGCGCAGUGCCGUACCUUCGAAAAGCCCACUGGUGGCCAUCCCAAGGACAUGUCGCCCAACGACGGCUGGCUCGUCAUUGUCAACUCCGAGGUCAUGUGCGGUGUCUUUGACAAGUCCACCGUCGGUGACGGAAAGAAGAACUCCGUUUUCGGCGUGAUGCUCCGCGACUACGGGCCCGACGCGGCCAUCACUGCCAUGAACCGCCUCGCAAAGACGUGCGCCCGCUGGCUCGCCAACCAGGGCUUCUCGCUCGGCAUCAACGACGUAAUCCCCGGCCCGAACCUGCGCAAAAACAAGGACGCCAAGGUCGAGGCAGCCUACGCCGAGUGUUUGGACCUCAUUGAGAAGGCCAAGCGUGGCAAGCUUGAGAAUCUGCCAGGAUGCGAUCAAGAGCAGACGCUCGAAAACAUGAUCUCCGGUGUGCUCUCCGGGGUCCGAAGCGACGUCGGUGAGAUCUGCAUGACAGAGCUCAGCCGGCACAACGCGCCGCUCGUUAUGGCCUUCUGCGGUUCCAAGGGUAGUAAGAUCAACGUCGCGCAGAUGGUCGCCUGUGUAGGCCAGCAGAUUAUCGCUGGUUCCCGCGUGCCCAACGGUUUCCAAGAUCGAUCGCUUCCACAUUUCCCCAAGAAGUCCAAGGAUCCGCUUUCCAAGGGCUUCGUGCGCAACUCGUUCUUCAGCGGUUUGACGCCCACCGAAUUCUUAUUCCACGGUAUCUCGGGACGAGAAGGUCUCGUCGAUACUGCAGUCAAGACGGCCGAGACCGGUUACAUGCAGCGUCGACUGAUGAAGGCGUUGGAGGACCUCUCGACCCAUUACGAUCUGAGUGUGCGCAACUCGGUCGGCGGUGUGGUGCAGUUCAUCUACGGAGACGACGGCCUGGAUCCUGCGGAGCUCGAGGGCAACGCCAUGCCCAUCGAGCCCUUCCGCCUCUGGCGUCACUGCAUCGCCAUCACACGGCACCUGCCUGGGCGCGGACUAUUCCCUUACGAGAUCAUGGAGAUCGUCAAGCGCGAGCUCACCAGCCCCAAGUUCGUCAACACGUGCACCCAGAAGUACCGCGACUCUGUGCACGAGUUCCUGCACGAGAACGUGUUCAAGCGCGCCGUCGCCACGCGCGAGGCGUUUGGCAUGUACGGUGCCGAGGAGCGCGAGGAGCACUGGGACGAGCAUACGGAUCUGUCCCUCGGCGCCAACCGCGACCAGUGGGCGAUCGUCGACAACAAGACCAAGGUCAAGGAGGCGGCCGUUCUCGCAUUCCUCCAGCAGUGCUACAUCAAGUACAUGAGGGCCAAGAUCGAGCCUGGCUCGGCUGUGGGUGCCGUGGGUGCCCAAUCGAUCGGCGAGCCAGGCACGCAGAUGACGCUCAAGACGUUCCACUUUGCUGGUGUCGCGUCGAUGAACGUCACGCUGGGUGUUCCGCGUAUCAAGGAGAUCAUCAACGCCGCCAAGGUGAUCAACACGCCCAUCAUCGAGGCUAAGCUGGUUUCGGAAAAGUCGGAGCGCGCGGCACGCAUCGUAAAGGGACGAAUCGAGAAGACGUACCUUGGCGACAUCGCGUCGGUGAUCGAAGAGGCGUGGGCGGCGCAGUACACCUACCUUGGUGUACACAUUGACAUGGACGCGAUCCAGAAGCUGCAGCUCGAGAUCACGCUCAACGACAUUAAGUGGGCGAUUGUCAACGCGCCCAAGCUCAAGAUCAAGGAGGAGCGUGUGAUGGUGGUGCCCAAGAAGAACCGCAUCCGCAUCUACGUGCCGCCCGAGGGCGUGGACAAGGAGAGCGAGGUGUACUACAACCUCAAGGCGCUCAAGCGUGCGCUGCCAUCGAUCGUCGUCAAGGGCAUCCCGCAGGCGACGCGUGCGGUGAUCUCGGACGAGAAGGGCACGCGCAAGUUGCUGGUAGAAGGCUACGGCCUGCUCAAGGUCAUGACGACGGAAGGUGUGAUCGGCACGCAGACGCACACGAACCACGUGAUGGAGAUGCAGUCGGUGCUGGGUAUCGAGGCGGCUCGCACGUCGGUGUAUCGCGAGAUCGAGACGACCAUGUCGGCGCACGGCAUGAGCAUCGACCCGCGACACAUUAUGCUGCUCGCCGACACGAUGACGUACAAGGGCGAGGUGCUGGGCAUCACGCGAUUCGGCGUGGCCAAGAUGAAGGACAGCGUGCUCAUGCUCGCCAGUUUCGAAAAGACGACCGACCACCUGUUCGACGCGGCGCUCUUCGGCAAGAAGGACGAGGUGCUCGGCGUGAGUGAGAGCAUCAUCAUGGGCAAUCCUGCGCAGACGAUCGGCACGGGCAUGCCGGCUCUGGUGGUGCCGGCGCCAAAACUGCCGCCGCGUCAAACGCCAAGAUUUAAGCCGGUCAAGCUUGGCUGGUUGGGAUUUGCUGCGAUGACAGCUACACGCGCCUAUUCGCGGCUGGUACGCUUUGUACCCGCCGACACGCAGUCCAACAGCACUACGCCUCUCAUCGGCGAGCCUGUGGAUGCAGGGCUUGACGUUGGGCAAGCGACGUACUCCUCGCAGCCUGUUCGGGUGCACGUGUACUCGGGCACUUCGAUCCUGCAUCCAGGCCAGCGUACGGGCGAAGAGGUGACCGUCGGUCGUCUUUUGUCCCCUCUCGCUGCGAGCGAAGUAGGCAUGAUCCGAUGUAUCGGAUUGAACUACAUCUCGCACGCCAAGGAGGUUGGGCUGGACAUUCCGACUGUCCCCACGCUUUUCACCAAGCCGGACACAGCUCUGGCGGGACCGUGGCCGCAAAAAACGGUGAUCCCUAAGAGCUUUGUGCAGGACGAUGCGGCGGAUUACGAAGCAGAGGUGGUGCUCGUCAUCGGCAAAGACUGCAAGAACGUCUCCGAGCAAGAUGCCAUGGACUAUUUGCUUGGGAUCACGGCGGCGAACGAUGUCUCGUCGCGCAAGGCGCAGUUUUCACAGUCGCAGUGGAGCUACUCCAAGGGCUUUGAUGGCGCAUGCCCCAUCGGCCCAGCUUUCGUCCACAAAGACGCCAUCGCCAACAUGACGGAGGUGAAAAUUUCAGCAAGCCUAGAUGGCAAAGUCGUACAGAAGAGCGACCUCAGCGAUCUGAUCUUUUCCAUCCCAAAGAUCAUCUCGUUCCUGUCGCAGGGCACCACGCUUCGCGCCGGAACGAUCAUUCUCACCGGGACGCCGGCGGGAAUCGGCUGGACCAGUCAGCCCAAACGCACGCUGCAGCACGGCAGCACCUUCGCAGUCACCAUCUCGCACGGUGUCGGCACUUUGAUCAACCAAAUCGAGCACGAAACCUAA
Molecule: messenger RNA, 5124 nt
Organism: Moesziomyces aphidis
Lineage: Eukaryota; Fungi; Basidiomycota; Ustilaginomycetes; Ustilaginales; Ustilaginaceae
Source: the annotation of a GenBank genome assembly